AUGACGUGCGAGGACCCGAGCGAGCAGCCCCCGGUGGACGACUGUCUCAAGGUGAGGAGGUGGUGGUGCUUCCUCCUGUCGAGCAUUUUCACCUUCCUCGCGGGCCUCCUCAUAGUCCUCCUUUGGCGGGCCUUUGCCUUCCUCUGCUGUCGGAAGGAGCCGGAGUUCGCGCCCAAUGACCCCAAGCAAAAGGAGCAGAAGGCCGCGCGCCAAAGUAAGGAGUUCGAGGGGACGUUUAUGACCGAGGCCAAAGACUGGGCUGGCGAGCUCAUAUCUGGACAGACGACUACUGGACGCAUCCUCGUGGUUCUAGUUUUCAUCCUUAGUAUAGCAUCGCUAAUAAUAUACUUCAUCGAUGCCUCCAGUGAGGAGGUGGAGCGUUGCCAAAAGUGGAGCAACAACAUUACUCAGCAAAUAGACUUAGCUUUCAAUAUAUUUUUUAUGGUCUACUUUUUUAUACGCUUUAUCGCCGCCAGUGACAAGCUGUGGUUCAUGCUGGAGAUGUAUUCGUUUGUGGAUUACUUUACGAUACCACCGUCUUUCGUAUCGAUCUACUUGGAUCGGACGUGGAUCGGACUGAGGUUCCUCCGAGCCCUACGACUGAUGACGGUUCCUGACAUCCUCCAGUACUUAAACAUUCUAAAGACAUCGAGCUCGAUUCGCCUCGCUCAACUCGUCUCCAUAUUCAUCUCCGUCUGGCUUACGGCUGCUGGCAUCAUUCAUUUGCUUGAAAACUCAGGAGAUCCUUUCGAGUUCAAGAAUCCACAACAGCUUUCAUAUUGGACCUGCGUAUACUUCCUAAUCGUGACAAUGUCAACGGUGGGAUACGGCGAUGUAUACUGCCAGACGGUACUCGGCCGCACAUUCCUAGUAUUUUUUCUACUCGUCGGCUUGGUAAGCCCACCUCAUUCUAUGUAUUGGCCUUUAAGUCUCAUUUUAAGCCCAACUGUAUGGAAUUUUGAGAAUUCCUAUUGCGUUAAUCUUUUUUUUUUAUUAUUCAUGAUAAGAUUUGCAACAGAUGAUCUAUCAAGAGUCGAACACUUGAGAAAUUCGAAAAAGCUUCUCGAAUGA
Messenger RNA from Ceratosolen solmsi marchali, 1071 nucleotides. RefSeq names its product calcium-activated potassium channel slowpoke-like. The transcript is spliced from 5 exons. Gene Ontology annotation, cellular component: postsynaptic membrane. The record is from RefSeq and is a predicted model, not a curated record. Gene Ontology annotation, molecular function: large conductance calcium-activated potassium channel activity. Bases 1 to 1071 code for a protein of 356 amino acids. Gene Ontology annotation, biological process: potassium ion transmembrane transport. NCBI's taxonomy places the organism in Eukaryota, Metazoa, Arthropoda, Insecta, Hymenoptera, Agaonidae.